AUGCGGUCCGACGUGCACUCGGCGCUGCACAUGAGUAAGAGGCACCCGGAUCGCAGCCCAGAUAGCCUCACACGAAGCCUCCCUCUAAGCACCCUGUGCCCCUUACCUGCCCCCGUCUGGGGAAGUCUUUGCCACAGGAGGGCCAGCAAGCAGAUCAGGUGUCUUGCCAGCUGUGCCAUCCUCGCUUGGCACCGGGAUUGCACAGGGCGCUUCCCUGCUCUACUCGCUGCCAGAGGGGGCACCCCACACCCAACUCCGAUAGCGCCCAUCUGGCACCCAGGCAGCCCCGGCAGGAGGGGAUGCGAAGGGGCUUCCCUGAGCCGGACGCAGCACGCUCCGAUGGGUGACUGAGAGGAGAGGAGCGGGCUGCCCCAGAGCGGGGAAGGGAGCAUGCCCUGACUCUCCGUCCCGGACACUCAGCCUGUGGCACCCUCCAAAAUCUGGCACCCUGGCGUCCUGCACCACUAACAUUUAUGGGUAAGACGCCCCUGGAUAUGACAUAAGAAGAGCUUGCUGACUCAGGCCAAUGGCUCAUUUAGUCCAGCAUCCAUUUCUCACAGAGGCUGACUAGGUAAUAAUAAUAAUAAUAAUAAUAAUAAUAAUAAUAAUAAUUUAUUAGUUAUACCCCACCCAUCUGACUGAGCUUCCCCAGCCACUCUGGGUGGCUCCCAAUCAAGUGUUAAAAACAGUACAGCAUUAAAUAUUAAAAACUUCCCUAAACAGGGCUGCCUUCAGAUGUCUUUUAAAAAUGAGAUAGCUGCUUAUUUCCUUUACAUCUGAAGGGAGGGUGUUCCACAGGGUGGGCACCACUACCGAGAAGGCCCUCUGUCUGGUUCCCUGUAACCUCACUUCUCGCAUUGAGGGAACCGCCAGAAGGCCCUCGGUGCUGGAUCUCAGUGUCCGGGCUGGACGAUGGGGGUGGAGAUGCUCCUUCAGGUCUACUGGGCUGAGGCCGUUUAGGGCUUUCAAGGUCAGCAGCAACACUUUGAAUUGUGCUCGGAAACGUACUGGGAGCCAAUGCAGAUCUCUCAGGACUGGUGUUAAGUGGUCCCGGCGGCCACUCCCAGUCACCAGUCUAGCUGCUGCAUUCUGGAUUAAUUGUAGUUUCCAGGACACCUUCAAAGGUAGCCCCACGUAGAGCGCAUUGCAGUAGUCCAAGCGGGAGAUAACCACAGCAUGCACCACUCUGGCAAGACAGUCCGUGGGCAGGUAGGGUCUCAGCCUGUGUACCAGAUGGAGCUGGUAGACAGCCCCCCUGGACACAGAAUUAACCUGCGACUCCAUGGACAGCUGUGAGUCCAAAAUGACUCCCAGGCUAUCAACUUUUCCAUUUUCUUGCGAGGAAUCCUGUUCGGAAUAAGGGAAUUUCCCUUAAAAAAAGGGAAAUGUUGACAGCUAUGGACUAGGUGCCUAUGGGAAACCAGGGAGCAGGAUUUCAACACAAGAGCACCCUCCUCUCUUGUGGAUUACAAACAUUAAGAAAGCAUUGUCUAUGAUGCUUUCAUAAAUCUAAUUUAUGGUGUUGAGCAAGAUCUUAUCUAUAUGAACUUCAAAGGUGACUCCCGGUUAUUUCAGGUCGGCUCUCUCCACUUGCUAGCUAAUUCCAAAGAUAAUAGGAGAAGCAGACUGAGGUAAGACAUUGUGGUUGAAUAAUUAAGGUUUCCCGCUAGAUGUGAAUCAAUCCAGUUCAGUCCUAGAUCAGAGCUAGGCUUUGGCUCAGCAAAUAUGUUUUGUUCAGAGUGCUGGUUUCUGGGGGUUGGAAUCAGGACCCUUCUGCCUGGUUUCAGCUGCUCCCACUCUGGUAGAAAAAUGAUUUGUGUGCCCUGCCACCAUAAUUGUUCAUAACCUUAUAGGGAGUAGCCAUAAGGGAUUUUGUCCCCUUCCUUUCAAGUACGUGUUUACCCAACAUAGCAAUCAUUCUUUGUCAUCUUUCGGUGAAGCGCAGGUCAUUGCCGAGUAAACUAGCACAGGGUACAACAGAGAGAGUAGGGCCUUUCAUGGCUGGUGGUGGGGUGGAUGACGUCUGGCAGUGAUAUUUGGGGUGAUAUAAGCAUACCCAGGGACGCGGGCGGCGCUGUGGGUUAAACCACAGAGCCUAGGACUUGCCGAUCAGAAGAUCGGCGACGGGGUGAGCUCCCGUUGCUUGGUCCCUGCUCCUGCCAACCUAGCAGUUCAAAAGCACAUCAAAGUGCAAGUAGAUAAAUAGGUACCACUCCGGCGGGAAGGUAAACGGCGUUUCCGUGCGCUGCUCUGGUUCGCCAGAAGUGGCUUAGUCGUGCUGGCCACAUGACCGGGAAACUGUACACCGGCUCCCUCGGCCAAUAAAGCGAGAUGAGCGUCGCAACCCCAGAGUUGGUCACGACUGGACCUAAUGGUCAGGGGUCCCUUUACCUUUUAAGCAUACCCAUGUUUUCAUCCUUGCUUUCAUUUCAUUCUCAGGACCACAGUUUCAUUCUCAGGGACCAUAUCUCCCCAGAUUAACCAACACAGACCAUGCAAUCAUCAUUUAAGGAGCUUUUUUGCGUGCCUCCGCCAUGAGAGGUCAGGAGGGUGGCAACACAACAUUGGGCCUUUUCUGCGGUGGCUCCCUGCUUGUGGAAUCCCCUCCCAGGGGAGGCAUACUAUAGUAAAAAGCAAGAAUAAUACCCCCCCCACACACACACAGUUUAAAAGGUCAUAGGGUGUUUAAUUAGCCAAAGGCCUGGAAGAAAAGGAAUGUUUUCACUUGGCACCUUCAUAACAUAUCUUUAGGUGGCAGGCGAAAACAUUUCCCUUCUUCCAGGCCUUUGGCUUAUUAAACAAUCUAUGGCCUUUGAAAGGGAUGCAGGUGGCGCUGUGGGUUAAAUCACAGAGCCUAGGGCUUGCGAUCAGAAGGUCAGCAGUUCGAAUCCCCGUGACAGGGUGAGCUCCCGUUGCUUGGUCCCUGCUUCUGCCAACCUAGCAGUUUGAAAGCACAUCAAAGUGCAAGUAGAUAAAUAGGUACCGCUCUGGCGGGAAGGUAAACGGCGUUCUCGUGCGCUGCUCUGGUUUGCUAGAAGCGGCUUAGUCAUGCUGGCCACAUGACCCAGAAGCUGUACGCCGGCUCCCUCGGCCAAUAAAGCGAGAUGAGCGCCGCAACCCCAGAGUUGGCCACCACUGGACCUAAUGGUCAGGGGUCCCUUUACCCUUUACCUUAUGGUGUGUACACAGGCUAAGUGUAGUCCUUCAUUUUCCAGCACAUUCUCCAGCGCUUUUCUUUUUGAAAAAGUCUGAUCUGAGUGGGGGGAAGCAGGUUUGUUACACAAGACCUCCUGAUCAAAAAUAUUUGUGCAACCUUAAUUUGCCACUGUGUGAUCUGAGAACAAUGGUCUGGAACCACCUUUUCUUUGUGAAAGGUCCUUAUUUUGAAUGUGCAGUGCACAUUGUGUUGCAUAAAUCAUUUGACUAGUACAAAGCCUGCUCUGUCACAAAGAGCAAGGUCAGGACGGGGCUGGUACAUGACAUUCCACAAACCAAAGUUCAUGGGGAAAGAGUUAUAAACACCUUGAGGACACAGGCAGCACCCAGCCUCCACAACCAUAACAGCAAUUGGUUGGAAUUCUCCUGUUGGAAUCCUUUUCUACCAGCAACGAGGUUUUCUGCUGCCAGGGCAGAAUAUAUUGUUAAGUAAGGUUACCAGACAUCCCCGUUUCCCAGGGACAGUCCCCGGAUUUACAAAUCAGUCCCCUGACAAAAUACAUCUAUUUAGUAGGAAGUUGAAAUGUGUCCCCGGAUUCAUUGAAAAAAAUAUAUGGUAACCUUAUUGUUAAGUGCAACCCCAAUCUCAGAGCACUAUGAGAUACCAGCGCUUUCUCAGGGUUCUGUUUCCAUGAAAGGAAGGUGUUGUGACUUUAGGGAAUGCGGUUUUGCUUACAUAUAUAUUGUUACAAAAGUCAGGUGCCUGCACCUCCGGUGGCAAGAGCCCAUGGGGUCCUGGACACCCACACAAGGUCUGUGUUCCUUUGGAGAAUGGAAGGCAUGGCAGAGACUGUUGUGGCUUUAAGAAAUAUAGUUUAUUGACCUAUUUACACCUUCAGUCUGCAUGGAGGGAGUCCAGAUCUUAUAGCAUAAUCAUUUCAAGAGGGGCUUGCAUCCCUCAGCAGUGCAGGCAGCCUUCAGCCAACCUUCCCAAGAUGGAUCCCAGCUCCACUUCCUGCUCCUUCUUCCCUGUAACCCUUGCUCCAAGACUCCUUUUUUCUGCCACCUCAAACAUAACCCCCCAUCACCUUGGUAAUAUUGAUUCUCCAGGCCAAAUAAUUCCUCCCCGAUGGCCCAUCAACACCUUUUGUCAUGUUAACAGGUUUGCUCUUUACUAAACCAGCCAGGUUGGUUUGCAUAAACCAGCCCAGGAAUUCUCUGUCAGGCAUAGCUCUGCAGCUUUUACUUUAAUCCAUAUCACAAUUCAUCAAAAUCCUAGCAUUUAUUACCGUAUUUUUCGCUCCCUAAGACGCACCUGGCCAUAAGACGCACCUAGUUUUUAGAGCAGGAAAACAAGGGGGGGGGGGAAUCUGAAUCAAAUGUUGUACUCAACUAUUUAAAGCAGCAAAAUGGCGACUCCUGUCCACUUUGCUGCUUUAAAGCAAGCCACGGUAUGUAAUGAAGAGAAUGGGAAAAGGAUAGACAUUCCAUUACAAUGUAGUUGUAUUCAUUAUCACUGGGAGUUAGUAUUGGCAGCGGUCACAUGAACUUAAAUUUUGAGCAUUUUACUGUUAUUAAUCAAGAAUGGUAAUAGUCAGGGAGAGAAGCCAGGGCUGUGCAAAUGAGAAGUGCUUGGAGUAUGGAGGAACAGCAAAGAGAUCAAAUGAUUGCGCUCCAGUUCCUAAAUCUGUGAAGUUUUCUCAAAACAGGCAUAGUUGUUUUGAAAGGAAGAUUCAAAGAGUGGGAAAUGGAAUGAGAGGAGGAAAAGAGGGCAGAUAAAUAGCUUCUAUUCAAUACCAAGAGAAGACAAUGUUUUUGGUUUGGUAUAGGUGGACUAUACUUUGUAUAAUGAAUUAUAGAUUUGGAGUGGAAUAUCAGUGCCUCUUUUCAGCAAUAAAGGUUAGCUGCUAGGAACAUGGUCCACAAACAAACACACAGGAUGGCCAGUUACAAUUAAUUCUGCAAUAGCUGGGUGGAGGAAAUUAGCCAACAAUCUUCAGUUUGAACUUUUUUUAUGCACUAGAUAUCACUGUUUGGUUUAAAUUUAACUUGAAAAACAAAGGGGGGAAAGUCUCCUGCAAUGUCUAAACAAGGAAAUGCAUUAUUAUCACAUCUGACUGAACUCCAAAGUUCACUUAUUAUCUUUUUUUUUCAAAUGAUAUUUAUUAAUGUUUCAAAAAAAGGAUACAUAAAUAAGAGAGAGAAAAAAAUAAAAAAAGAAGAAUACAAAAUACAAAAAAAAACAAUUAAAAACAAUUCCAUCUUUUCAUCACUUCUCUUUCAUUUACUUAUUUCCCGGACCUCCUCAUACCUCCCUUUUUCGUAUUCCAGUUCAAUUUAUUAGUCCAGCAAUUCCUUUCCCUCCUUUUUAAUCCUAAUCUUUAAUCUUAAUAUAUUAUAGCAUUAGUUUUUUACGUAUUGAAAGUCCAAUUUUUCCAUAUUCUUUUAUACCAUUACAGCUAGAAACCACUUAACUUCAAUCCAACAUCAUUCUAACAUUCAUUAAUUUUACAAUAUUUCUGUAAGUAGUCUUUAAAUUUCUUCCAGUCUUCUUCCACCGACUCUUCUCCCUGGUCUCGGAUUCUACCAGUCAUUUCCGCCAAUUCCAUGUAGUCCAUCAUUUUCAUCUGCCAUUCCUCAAAGUUCACUUAUUAUCUUGCCCAGAUAGCACUGAUCAUAUGGAAAUAGUUGUGCAGUUUAAACUGUUACUGAGCCAGAUGCCUGCUCGGUUUUAGCUGAGCUCACUAUUACUGGUUUGUGGAGACGCUUUGCAUGUAUUUAUGACUAGUUCUGCAAAACUGCUACUUGAAGAAAUCCCCAAACUUAAUAUUUUUAAACUUCAAAUGGAGCUCAGGAUCCAGUUAGGCAAUUGCAGUUGAAUUAGGAGGCACUGAGAGACGGCAAUUUGCUGCUUUAAAGCAAGCCACGGAGGGCGGACGGAUGGUUUGUCCCUCCUCCGUGGCUCACUUUAAAGCAGCAAAGCCAACGGCUCCUGUCCGCUUUGCUGCUUUAAAGCAAGCCAUGGAGGAGGGAUGGACAGGAGCCGUGGCUCCCAAACCUUCCCAGGGUUUCAGGGGAGGCUGCCGGCAGAGCGGUGUGGCUCCCCACCCUAUUAGGAUAUAGUUCCGUUCCGCCUUAAAACGGAACAGGCAUGACUGUUGUCUGUCACAUGCCUGUUUACUUCCAGCACAGGCUUGCUGGGAACUUCCGUUUGUAUAUUGCUUUGCUGUCCUGCUGUUUGCUGGACACGAAAGGAAGCAGACAUGUUUUUUCCUAUAAAUAAUGCUUACACAUGUCUCUGUCCGCCACUUCCGUUGUGAGAAGAUUUAGUCACUCUGCUGAUAGAGCGUAUCUGAGGCUUGUGUCACUGUUUGAUGCUGUUCCACGGGAGACCAAUGAUCGCCCGGCCGCCGGCCAGUGGCUGGAGCCAGCUGGGGGUUUGCCUGAUGCUCCCAUCUCCCCGGCAGUAUCCCCACCCCCAAAUAGCAGCCCAGGAAUGUGGGGCAACGGCGCACAGCCUGCCCACCGCUCCCAAACCUCCCCGGGGCUUCAGGGGAAAGGGGAGGCCGCUGGCAACCUGGGAGGGCGGGGCAACGGCGUGCGCCACACUCGGGUGAUUUGGCUCCAGGGACCACACAUUCGCUCCAUAAGACGCACAGACAUUUCCCGUUACUUUUUAGGAGGAAAAAGUGUGUCUUGUGGAGCAAAAAAUACGGUAAUUUCUAGGGUUUAGAGAGGGUCCCCCCUUAAAUCUAUAACACCAUACAACACCUCAGCAUAGGAAGGAAAGACUCACAGCAUUAACACCGCAAAAGAUCCUGCUUCUCCAUUAAUAACAGUCAGGGGCAGCGUAUCCCCUGCUUGCAGUGAAACAGGAACAUGCUGCCCACCAUCUCUGUGGUCUCACCACUGGUGCCACGCCUCUCUAAUUUUUGUGGUGGCGCCCAGAGAGCACCGGCUUCCAGUGAGAUCUGGCGCUCUCUCGCUAAAAUCUCACAAGAUCUCAUGUGCUCUGGCUAUUGAAGUCAGACUAUUGAAGUCGUGAUUGAAGUGGACUGGCUGCAAAUGUGGCAGACAACAUGGAUCAACAUGGCCCUCUUGUUUUCCUGUUCCUGCCCAGAGACAUACAUGUAGUUUUAUUUUUAUCAAUCAAUCUUUAUUACGGUCCAGAGACCCAACAAAUCAUUACAAAGCAAUGCACAAUUCAUACAGUCUACCUCCAGGUUAAACAAGCAUUUUGUUCAAAAGAUAGGGAUCAUUGGUUCUUGCAACCACUGAUAAAAACUUUGCCACUGCUAAUGUUCUAGCGUUUGUCCGGUCUUCCAAUAGGAACCUGACAUAGUGAGCCUCUGAUUUUCCCAGGAAAGGUACCAGCAAGGGUAAUAUGAGUUCAACCCUGGCUUGCUCAUAUUUUGCACAGUGCAGCAAAAUAUGUUUUAUGGAAUCGAUGUCUUGAGCACACGAGCAAAGUCUGUCCUGGUAGGGAACUCCUCUCAACCUGCCAUCCAACACUGCAGAAGGAAAGACAUUUAGUCUGGCUUUGGUGAAAAGCCUUCGAUAAUUUGGUUCUGUCGGGUUUUUAAUGUAAGAUGUUAACUUAAAGACAUGCCCAUAUUUUACUCCAACUGCCAGCGGACCAUGGACUGCGUGUGAUCGAGAUCGCAAGUCACUGUGUGCAUUAUCCCAUAAUCUUUGCUUUAACGUCUUUAGGGUGCCUUCAUAACCCAGGUAAUAGGGGGUUACAGACCAAUAGAGGUGGCUUUUCUAGCCAUGGUUUUCUGCCAUUUUAGUCUUUUAGUCGUGUCCAACUCUUUGUGACCCCCUGGACCAGAGCACGCCAGGCACUCCUGUUUUCCACUGCCUCCCGCAGUUCGGUCAAACUCAUGCUGGUAGCUUCGAGAACACUGUCCAACCACCUCAUCUUACAUUCCAGGUUCCUAUGCAAUAUUUUUCUUUACAGCAUUGGACUUUUCUUUCGCUUCCAGGCAUAUCCGCAACUUUCGGCUUUGGCCCAGCCACUUCAUCAGCUCUGAAUCUACUUGUACUUGUCCUCCGCUCUUCCCCAGUAGCAUGUUGGACGCCUUCCGACCUGAGGGGCUAAUCUUCCAGCGUCAUAAUUUUUAUAUGCCUGUUGUCUUUGUCCAUGGAGUUUUCUUGGCAGGGAUACUGGAGUGGCCUGCCGGUUCCUGCUCCAGGUGGAUUACGUUUGGUCAAAACUCUCUACUAUGACCUGCCCAUCUUGGGUGGCCCUGCACGACAUAGUUCAUAGCUUCUCUGAGUUAUUCAAGCCCCUUCGCCACGGCAACGCAGUGAUCCAUGAAGGGGACUCAUACAAUGCAAUGUAACUAAUAAAGAACUUCAUUUGGGGGGGUGUUAAAAGAAAAGAGGGACGCGGGUGGCGCUGUGGGUUAAACCACAGAGCCUAGGACCUGCCGAUCGAAAGGUCGGUGGUUCAAAUCCCCACGGCGGGGCGAGCUCCGGUCGUUUGGUCCCAGCUCCUGCUUAUCUAGCAGUUCGAAAGCACCUCUAAGUGCAAGUGGAUAAAUAGGGACUGCUUUCUAGCGGGAAGGUAAACGGCGUUUCCGUGUGCGGCGCUGGUGCUGGCUUUCCAGAUGCAGCUUCGUCACGCUGGCCACGUGACCCAGAAGUGUCUUCGGACAGCGCCGGCUCCCGGCCUCUUGAGCGACAUGAGCGCGCAACCCUAGAGUCGGUCACGACUGGCCCUGAUGGGCAGGGGUACCUUUACCUUAAAAGAAAAGCAGUGGAUAUAGUUAAUGAAACUUUAUCUGAAGUCUCAGAUACAUCAAGCCACGUGCACCAUUUUAUAUGCCUUUCUGCUACCAUGUGUAGAAUGAGUAUCCUAUGUUGAAAUGGAAACCAUUCCCUGGGAAAUGUAACCUUCUUGCGCAAAAGUAUGAUUCCCAAGGGCCCAGUUCCAAAUUACCCAAUCCUGCUAGCAUGGUAAAAUUCAGAACUGUGUCGUGCAAUAUUCACCUCUGGUAAUCCCUUUCCUCUCCCCAUUCCUGGGAAAGGAUUAAGCGAUAUGUUAGCUCGAUCACACCCAUGUAAUGCCAACACCCAUCUGCAAAGCCUCAGGUGAUUCGUGACUUACCUUCCUCAUGUGUACAUGAUGUAGGUCAAACACCAAGGCAAGGGGAACACAGGAAACCUAAAAUAGGGGUAGAUAAGAUACAGCGUGUCCUUUGUUCGGGGUUCUCUUACCUGUCGGCUUCAGCCAUGGGGGGAAUCCUGUUGCAACUGUAUAUCCUAAUAAAGAAAAUACUGCUUCUGAUAUUUUGGUCUCGGACUCCUUUCAUUCAUAAUCACAAGGGGCCCUUGGAAGAUCUACACAGCUUCUUUGAGCGCGGGAGAGAGCUUAACUGGACACUUUCUCUCUCUCUGGGUUUUCGUAUAUCACUGACGAAAACAGGGGCAGAGAUUGCUGGUGUUUGUUUAUUUGCCCCAUGUCAGAACGGAAACCAACCCAGCAAUUGAAAUCAGGACUGUAUUUGCUGCUGCUGCUGCUAUUGUUUUCAGUCCACAAACGGUACACAAUCGAUUUCUUCUUUCCACACUUUGCACUGUGUUUGCUUUGCACGGAAUAAUGUUACAUGAAAUUUUGCCGUAGUGGCAGCGGGAUGAAUAACGUAGUUUCUGUCGAAAUAGCUGGAUUGCAGUGGAACAGAAACGACGGUACAUGUGACAAAUACAGGGGUGGAGCAGAAAUUGGUGGCUGACUGGUGGCUUUUUUACGUCCCUAGUUGGAGCAUGCGUAGAUUGAACCUUGCCAACUCAUUAGUGGUUCAGAAUGGAUCCAUACCAGUGGGACUGGAUCCCUUACCCUCAUCACUGGCCUUGUAUUUGAUUCUGCACUGUAGUGGGAUAUGUUGUUGUUGUUGUUGUUGUUGUUGUUGUUGUUGCAGUUUGUGCAGACUUGUUUAUCAAUCAGAUGUGGCUUUUCCUGGUUGUGUUUUCUUAAGUUUUAAAAAUGCUAAAAGAGGGAGAAAUGAAGGGAUGGGGAAGAAUCAUAUGGAACUUCAUUAAGGGGAAGAACCAAAUUAUGAGAAGCAGUUGAUGUGGGCUUCCUUUAAAGGUGUUAAAUUGAAGCCCCGUCAUAUCACAACACUUUAAACAGCCAUCACUUCCCCCCAAGAAUCCUAGGAACUGUGAUAAGGGUUGUUAGGAAACCCCUAUUCCCCUAUAAUCCCUGGGGAAAGGGAUGGAUUCUUAAAUCACUCUGGAAAUUGUAGAAUAGGGGUCUCCGAACAACUCUCAGCACCCUGAACAAACCACAGUUCCCAAGAUUAUAUGCAGGACGAAGCCGUGACUGUAUAAAAUGGCAUGGUACUGUUUUAAAUGUCUAUAGGUUCCUAGUUCAAAUUUUGAGUGAUGUAUCCCUGGCAAGUAUAUAGUGAUGGGGACGGGGGUGGAGCUGUGGUCUGAACCACUGAGCCACUUGGGCUUGCCAAUCAGAAGGUUGGCAGUUCGAAUCCCUGCGAUGGGGUGAGCUCCCGUUGCUCUGUUCCAGUUCCUGCCAACCUAGCAGUUUGAAAGCACGUCAGUGCAAGUAGAUAAAUAGGUACCACUGUGGCGGGAAGGUAAACGGUGUUUCCGUGUGCUCUGGCUUCUGUCACGGUGUUCUGUUGCACCAGACGUGGUUUAGUCAUGCUGGUCACAGGACCCGGAAAGCUGUCUGGGGACAAAGGCCAGCUCACUCGGCCUGAAAGCGAGAUGAGUGCCGCAACCCCAGAGUCGCCUUUGACUGGACUUAACUGUCCAGGGGUCCUUUACCUUUUUACUGGACUGCAAGUAGAUCAAACCUAUCCAUUCUUAAAGAAAUCAGUCCUGAGUGCUCACUUGAAGGACAGAUCCUGAAACUGAGGCUCCAAUACUUUGGCCACCUCAUAAGAAGAGAAGACUCCUUGGAAAAGACCCUGAUGUUGGGAAAGAUGGAGGGCACAAGGAGAAGGGGACGACAGAGGAUGAGAUGGUUGUUCAGUGUUCUUGAAGCUACCAGCAUGAGUUUGACCAAACUGCGGGAGGCAGUGGAAGACAGGAAUGCCUGGUGUGCUCUGGUCCAUGGGGUCACGAAGAGUUGGACACAACUAAACGACUAAACAACAACAGCAACACCACCUACUGGUGAGAGAUGCUGUUGCUGAGGUUGCAGAAACCACCUCCAGAUAAACCCAAGCUUGUAUUGCUGUAAUAAUGUGUAACAAUGCUGUUUGAGAGAGAGAUUACAGACGCGUCUCAAGCCAAAAGUCAGAGGCUGUGCACAGAGUAGCUAAAUGGGUGAGUAAAACCAGAGAUGGCUGUGCAAGACAAACCCACAUAUAACUAAAAAAUCAUACAUAUAGAUAUUUUCAUGGUGCAACCCUAUGCAUGUUUGCACAGCUGCAAUUCAGUGGGACCCUACUCCUGGGUAAGGAAGUGGGGAGAAUUUCAGUUCAGUUUCAAACCUAUGAAAUUCAACAUUUGCAAAACAGUGUGAAAAUCAAAGCACAGCCAUUCUUUGAAAUUCAUACCCGCCUGAGUUUGGCGAUGCAGUUAUUCCAUCAGAGUGCGCCAAAAAAAGGGCAUAUAUUUGGAGAAAGUAUUCAUAAAACAGAUGUAUUAGUGAAAAUAACGCACAAAAGUACAUUGCACGAGGAGAAUUUGCUUGCAAAGAUGUGUACAUUGGUACAAAACGACACACAAAAGUGUGUUCAUUAGAGAUCCACGCCAAAAUCCUGGAGAAAGUUUGUGAGGAUUUCGUUGUUGUUGUUGUUGUUAAUUGCUGUAGAAAUGUGGAGAACUGAAUUUAAGAUUGGGAAACAGAAAAGUCCUUAUCAAAUCCAUCCUCGUUUUAGUGCAGAUGGGCAGAGUUUUGCACACAGAGAGGAAAUGGUCAAUUAACAUUGUCCAACAACUUUAGUAAGCCAAAUAGAAGGUGUGAACUGAGGAGAAGCUUCCUUUUUCUCUCUCCAAAAUCUGUCAACAGAGAAAUUCUAGCCUGCAUUUCCACCAAGCAGAAAUCAGUUAUGCCCAUGCAAGGCUGGGCAUCCAUUUUCCAUCCCUAGCCCCCAACAUACCUGCCUCCUGCAGCCCCCAAUAACCCAUUCUAUUCCAGAAGGGACACCCCACCCUCACCCCCAGUUCUCGGAAGCAUAUUUUUGGGGAGAAGGCAGGGUGGUGAUGCUCAGCUGCAGUAGGUAGUGGGGUUCAUUAAAAAAAUCAAGGCCUCGUCUUGCACAAAGAGAAGUGGUUUCUGCAAGUGCAAAGCCCCCUAUUGGGAAAAAAUGCAACCCCGUCUGAAAUAGAGGUGCUUGAGAUUUGAGAAGGCAACUGGCCUGAAAUGGAAAAGCUGGAUUAUUUUAGCAGGCACACUGGCUUUUUAAAGAAACCAGCAUUUUAUUCCUAGUCUGUUGCCAACUCUUGGAAUAGCAACCCAAGUUUGGGCAGGGUUAUGAGCUCUGCUCCUAAUUCUGAUUGGGCAAACAGGCUAAAAAUGCUUCGGGGCAGGAAUGGGACAGGAGUGGGGGCUUCUCUUUCUCAAGAGCAAAAUGGCCAGAACUGGACAUUUUCUCUGUAGCUUUAGAAUGGCAACUUUAAGAGCUUGAGCUUGAUUUCCCCUCCUCCCUCCCAUUCCUUCUUUCCUUGUGUGUCGUGCCUUUUUCGCUUGUGAGCCUGUAAGCAGGGACCGUCUUAAAACUGAUUUUUUUGUUUGUCACCACUGCCUUAGAAUAUCAGUUGUUGGGGAAACACAAAUAGAACAGGGUUCAAUUGCUUGAACACCGAGCUCUGCUUCUUGUUUAUGGCCUAAGUAUGGGUAACAAAAAAGGGAUGCGGGUGGCGCUGUGGGUUAAACCACAGAGCCUAGGACUUGCCGAUCAGAAGGUCAGCGGUUCGAAUCCCUGCGAAAGGGUGAGCUCUCGUUGCUCGGUCCCUGCUCCUGCCAACCUAGCGGUUUGAAAGCACGUCAAAGUGCAAGUAGAUAAAUAGGUACCACUCCGGCGGGAAGGUAAACGGCAUUUCCGUGUGCCAGAAGCGGCGUAGUCCUGCUGGCCACAUGACCCAGAAGCUGUACGCCGGCUCCCUCAGCCAAUAAAGCGAGAUGAGCGCCACAACCCCAGAGUCAGCCACGACUGGACCUAAUGUUACCUUUAUGGGUAACAAAGGAAGUGGCUCUGUGCCAGAGGGCAAAUGGGUGCCCAGGACAAAAGGUUGAGUUGAGGUAUGUGAAUGCUGGGCUGGAAGCAGGCUGCAGGCAGAUGUCCAAGAGGGAGAGACAUGCUUGAUUUCUGCUGGAAUCCAAGGCUGGGAGGAAACAAGAGCUUCUUGGGGUGUUCAUGCUGUGAGCGUCUCAGGCUCAAGUUGUAUAGAUGUUUAAGUAAACCAUAUAUCAUAAAGACACCACAGUCUCUGCUGACCCUCAUUCCAAGGAAAACAAACCCUUGCAAAGCGCCAGGAACCCCUGGAAUCUUGCACCGCUCAGAGAUUGGGGUGGCUUGCAACAUUACGUUCUUUUCUCCCUGUCAUUGUGCCAGUCAAACUUGGAGCCUCCCCGAAACUGGAUUCAGUUUAAAAAAGAAAAGGAAAGCAACUGCAAAUAACAUAUUGUCUGAACAUUGCAACAUUUCACAAGAGCACAGAGCGAACUGCCGCAGCUUUGAACUCUGUCCUUUCGUCUUUAAUCUCUUGCUAUCUGUAAGCACUGCAGAAAGUCACAACCUGUAAAGCAGGGAGUGCCUUUGGGGUGAAAUUAUAAUUGCACUGCAGAGAUAAGCUAUCACAAAUACCUAGAAGUAAAUUUAUGAUGACAAUCCGUGGCACGUAACGCUAGUUCUCCUCAGGGCCAGAUUUAGGUUUGAGGAGGCCCUAAGCUACUGAAGGUAAUGGGGCCCUUUAGAUGUCCAGCUGUCCUUUGUCAACAACAAAUUGUCGCUGGGUUUUUUUUGUGUUGAAUAUAAUAAUAAUAAUAAUAAUAAUAAUAAUAAUAAUAAUAAUAAUAAUUUAUUAUUUGUACCCCGCCCAUCUGGCUGGGUUUCCCCAGCCACUCUGGGCGGCUUCCAACAAAGAUGAAAAAUACACUAAAAUGUCACAUAUUAAAAACUUCCCUGAACAGGGCUGCCUUCAGAUGUCUUCUGAAUGUCAGGUAGUUGUUUAUCGCUUUGACAUCUUGUGGGAGGGCGUUCCACAGGGCGGGCGCCACUACCGAGAAGGCCCUCUGCCUGGUUCCCUGUAACUUGGCCUCUCGCAGUGAGGGAACCGCCAGAAGGCCCUCGGAGCUGCACCUCAGUGUCUGGGCAGAAAGAUGGGGGUGGAGAUGCUCCUUCAGGUAUACUGGGCAGGUAUACUGGGCAGAGGCCGUUUAGGGCUUUAAAGGUCAGCACCAACACUUUGAAUUGUGCUCGGAAACGUACUGGGAGCCAAUGUAGGUCUUUCAGGACCGGUGUUAUAUGGUCUCGGCAGCCGCUCCCAGUCACCAGUCUAGCUGCCGCGUUCUGGAUUAGUUGUAGUUUCUGGGUCACCUUCAAAGGUAGCCCCACAUAGAGCGCAUUGCAGUAGUCCAAGCGAGAGAUAACCAGAGCAUGCACCACUCUGGCGAGAGUGGUAAUAUGGUAAUUUAUGGACCUAAUAGGAGACUGCACAACACAAGACACUGUUGCUGUAUGUAGGUUUUAUUUUAUUUGUCUUUUAUCUUAUAUUUUGGAAAUGUACAUCCAGGUUUUUUUCCUUUAAAUUUUUUGGGGGCCCUCAAGGGAGUGGGGCCCUAAGCUAUAGCUUGUUUAGCUUAUACGUAAAAGAUGUGGGUGGCACUGUGGGUUAAACCACAAAGCCUAGGACUUGCCGAUCAGAAGGUUGGCGGUUCGAAUCCCCACGACGGGGUGAGCUCCCAUUGCACGGUCCCUGCUCCUGCCAACCUAGCAGUUCAAAAGCACGUCAAAGUGCAAGUAGAUAAAUAGGUACCGCUCUGAUGGGAAGGUAAACGGUGUUUCCGUGCACUGCUCUGGUUCGCCAGAAGUGGCUUACUCAUGCUGGCCACAUCACCCGGAAGCUGUAUGCCGACUCCCUCGGCCAGUAAAGCGAGAUGACCCCAGAGUCGGUCACGACUGGACCUAAUGGUCAGGGGUCCCUUUACCUUUAUCUAAAUCCAGAACCGGCUCUGCUCUGGGUAGACUCAUUGAAAUGAAUGGACAUGGCUAACUUUCACAGAAUCACAGAAUCAAUGGGUCCCAAUGAUCAUUUAGUCCAACCCCCUGAAAUGCAGGAAUCUUGAACCCACGACCUUGAGAUUAAGAUGCUCUACUGACUGAGCUAUCCUCUGAGAUAAAUGGGUCUUCUCUGAGAAGGGCUAUUCUGGGAUACAACCCAUGGAUGGAUUCUAAGUUUAAUACUUGUCUAUUUCUCAUCACUUGUUGCAGCAAUAUUUUAUCACUUUUUUGGGGGGGGGGUUAGCCCAGUGAACACUAAUUGCAUUUCUACUUUAUUGCAGAACCACCUCAUGCAGUGAAUUGUUCUCUUUUCCCCUCACCCCAUUUCCCCCCGCAGCAUUGCAGUACAGUGGUACCUCGGGUUAAAUACUUAAUUCGUUCCAGAGGUCCGUUCUUAACCUGAAACUGUUCUUAACCUGAGGCACCACUUUAGCUAAUGGGGCCCCCCGCUGCCACCGCGCCGGCGGAGCACGAUUUCUGUUCUCAUCCUGAAGCGAAGUUCUUAACCCGAACACUAUUUCUGGGUUAGUGGAGUCUGUAACCUGAAGUGUAUGUAACCUGAAGCGUAUGUAACCCAAGGUACCACUGUACUCAUUUACCUUGUUCUCCCAACACACACAGCACGGGACUCGAAUAUUUUGUUGUUUGGUGCUAAAAAUAAACUUUCAGGCUUUCUCCUGCUCCUUCCCCCCUCUUCCCCCCAAAAAUCAUCUGGGAAAGGCUUUCAGUCACCUCUGGCAUACAGAAUUCCUUUUGCAAAACUUUUUGCCGGUGUCCGAAUGGACAUAACCUUUGGGGGCAGGGAAAAGGUAAGAGUUCAGUCACCUAGGUGAGGUGAAGCAAUCACAGACAGCCUUUUGCAGCCUCCUUUGUUUCCCCAGUUGUGUAACAGUUUGCUGAAGAACAAGCAUCAGAUGGGGGGGGGGGAUCAAUUUGGGGGAGGGUGAUGGUUCGGCUUCUUUGCUUAAAUGGGUGGCUACCUAAGUAAACACUAAUUUCCAAUUAGAACGCGAUUCCAGAGGAGGGAAGAUCAGAGAGCAUUUGGCUGCGUCCUCCAUAGUCUGUGCACUGGCACAAAUCAGAGUUGGGAUUGGGAUGGAAACCUCUUAGAUCAGUGGUCCCCAAUUAAUGGUCUGGGGACCCCUGGGGGGGUCUGAGGAAUGCACCUAGGGGGUCCGCAGCUGCAUCCCUUGCUUCCCCCAACUAAAUUUCUGUCAUUUUUGCAUGGUAAGAUCACACAUUUUACGGUCUGUUUUAUCGCUGUGUGAUUUUUUUCAAUACAGUGGCCAAAAUCCAUUCUAAAAUCACACCGCGAUAGAGCGGAUGCUCAGGUUGCGAAUGUGUUCCAUGCGCAUAGCUGUCAACUUUUCUUGCGAGGAAUCUUAUUCGGAAUAAGGGAAUUUCCCUUUAAAAAAGCGAAACGUUGACAGCUAUGUCUGUGCGGGAGGCACGUUCGCAACCCGCAGCGUUCGCAACCCAUGCCUGCGCACACGCGGGUUGCAAUUUGGCGCUUCUGCGCAUGCGCGACCGCCGAAACCCGGAAGUAACCCAUUCCGGUACUUCUGGGUUUCGGCGGUCCGUAACCCAAAAAAACGCAACCUGAAGCGUCUGUAACCCGAGGUAUGACUGUAAUGGUUUUGACCCGGCAAUACAUCGCUCCUUGCAUGAGGGAGAGCAGGCCAGCUGAUUCCAAGGCGCCACUGAUAUCACACGAUGAUAACGUUGCUUAUCUGAGCCUCGAGGUGUUGCCUUCCCCUAAUGCUGACAGAGAACAGGGCAGCUAAUUGCAGCUAAAGGCACCGUGGCGCCACCUUCCCCUGGCACUGAGGCCAAGCAGCUAUUCUCAGUCAGCAGUAAAGCAGCAGGUGAUUCAGCGCCUCCAGGACUGCUUCUUCCCUCAUCCCCAUGCUUAUAUUUAUAAAAUUUCCGGUUCUCAAAUCCAUCUUUUAUUGAGAAUUUUUAUGUUUACUUCUUCUUUUUUUUGCAAUUGUAGAACUCCAAGGAUCAUCCAGUCCAGGCAUCCCCAAACUCGUCCCUCCAGAUGUUUUGGGACUACAAUUCCCAUCAUCCCUGACCACUGGUCCUGUUAGCUAGGGAUGACGGGAGUUGUAGUCUCAAAACAGCUGGAGGGCUGAGUUUGGGGAUGCCUGAUCCAGUCCAACCCCCUGCCAUGAAGGAAUUAUCAGCUAAAGCAUAAUUAGAAUUAAACAUUCUUUUCCCACGAUCCUUUGUUAAUUGUUUCUCACCGGUUGUUGUUGGGUUUUUUUUGCCACAAAUCUGGUGUGUUUAUGUAAGGCACCCUGGAGGUUCUUUUACUUAAAGUUAAUUAACUUUAGAACUAAAUAAAUAAAUAGAAUUGUAGAGAUGGAAUGGACCCUGGAGGUCAUCUAAUUCAACCCUUUGCAACGCAGGAAUUAUCAGCUAAAGCAGUGGUUUUCUUCCAGUGUGCCGUGGCACCCUGGGGUGCCUUGAAUGAUAGUCAGAGGUGCCGUGGGCAACACUGGCCUCUGUCCCUCAGGGACAGGGGGUGGCAGCUUAGAGAUCAGGGGCGGCAGCUGCGGCUGCACUCUCCGAAGGAGAGGGGAGAGGAGGCUAAGGGGACACUCCACAAUGGAGGGUGUUAAAAAAAAAAAAGGUGUGUUGCCGCCAGCUCUGCAUGCAAGGGGUCAUAUAACUUGGCUCCUGAGCCCCUCAUGGGUGCCACAGAAAGAAUGUAGGAGCCGUGGAUUCAAAAAUGUUGAAGACUAUUGAGAGUCCCAUAGAGGAGAAGGGCACAAGGAGAAGGGGACGACAGAGGGCGAGAUGGUUGGACAGUGUUCUUGAAGCUACCAGCAUGAGUUUGACCAAACUGCAGGAGGCAUUGGAAGACAGGAGUGCCUGGCGUGCUCUGGUCCAUGGGGUCACGAAGAGUCAGACACGACUAAACCAUGGCUGUCAACCUUCCCCUUUUUUUGCGGGAAAUUCCCUUAUUCCAGCGCCGUUUUCCACUGCUAUCCCGGAUUGUUAGAUAUCCUCUAGACUGUCCCCAGGACAGGUGAGGCUGCUGAUCCCUUAUUUUCAAAUCUGAAAGUUGACAGCUAUGGACUAAACAACAAAAGCAUCCAUGGCAGAUGGAACAUCCACCCUGUGCUUAAAAACCUCCAAGGGAGGCAGCUCUUACUGCCAGAAAGUUAUUCCUGGUGUUUAGUUGGAAUCUCAUUUCUUGUAACUUGAACGUGGCUCUGCUGCAUCACAAAGCACAUUUAUUUCCUACCUGUCCUACAAGAAACUCAAGGAAACAUAUGUGGUUCUCUCACCUCUCACACACAACAACUUUGCGAGGUAGGUUAGACCAGAGAGAGAGAGAGAGAGAGAGAGAGAGAGAGAGAGAGAGACUGGCCUAAGGUCAUCCUUUUUGGUUCAGUGUUCAAUGACCGGGGAUGGUUGUGGUUUUUUUUAAAAAAAAUUAUUAAAGAUUUUCUUGUUUUACAGAAGUAAGUGUAAUGUCUCUCAUAUUUUUUCCAUGUAACAUUUUUACAAAUCCGUUUCAUUAGUUGAGCCAUUAGGGGGAGGGGGGAAAAAAGAAGGGGUGGAGGGAGGGAAGAUGGGUGGGGGUGGGGUCGGGUGGCGAUGUUUCUGUUAUGCUUAAUGUAUGUGGGGUUUGGUGUCAGCGUUGCUUGUGAUGUUCACUUGUGUUCCUUUGGUGGUGAGAGAGGUUGGGGUUGGCCUAGGGUGUGGUUGUUUGUUUGUGAUUGGCUGUGGUGGACUUUGUUUUCAUGUGUGAGUGAGGUGGGUAAGUGUUUUUGGAUCAGGUACACCACAAAGAACUCAUAACCCACCUACUUUCAGCAGCCAGAAACACCAUAACCAGACACUGGAGAGACCUGUCAGGAGUAAGCAUGGACCAAUGGUACCAAAUAGUAUGGGAAACAGCCCUACUAAUAAAAUUAAACAAUAAACCGAAACUGACACGGGGACAAACAGAAGAAGACGCCUUCACCCCGGUAUGGCUCCCCUUUAUCACAUACACAGCCCAACAAGACAACGACAAUAAUCCACCAACAGCAUACAAACCGGGGAUAGAUUUUGAACCUUGGCCAUCAAGGUCUUGCACGGCACUAGCUCACGCUACACGUGUAGAGCAGGCCUCCUAUUCUCACAUAAGGCUUGCACCUUCUUAAUAAAUAUUUCACUUCCAAUAAAACAGCAGAGCUGGCCUUCCUUAAACCCAGCAGAGGAAGGGGGUAAAGUCCAUAGCCCAGCGGGCAUGCCCUGCUGGCAUCUCCAGGCAGGGCAGGGAAAGAGUCGCUGCCUAAAACCGCCUGGAGAGAUGCUGCCAGUCCGUGUAGGCAACACUGGGCUAGAUAGACCAACGAUUUCAUUCAGAAAAAAAGGCAGCUGCCUAGGUUCCUUCGCUAUGAUUGGCCAGGAUACAGUGAUCGACAUUUGAAAAGCGCAGCGGGGGAGGGAGGAAAACCCCGUCCGGCCCACCAAUAGGGGGAAGCUUUCUAGCAGCGCAAUGCUUUCUGGGAGUUGUAGUUUCCACAAGUGACAAUAAAGUAUUUAAUUUCAUUUCAUUUCUGCAGCCUCUGCAACGUUCAGGGUGGGAAGGGCAGGAGCAGCCUUUCUCAACCCGUGGAUCCCCAGAUGUUGUUGGACUACAACUCCCAUCACCCCUAGCGAGCAAGGCCAGGGCUCAGGGAUGAUGGGAGUUGUAGUCCAACGACAUCUGGGCACCCACAGGUUGGGAACUGCUUCGCGCAGUAGCUCCGGGGGCUCCGUCGUCCGAGCACCGGGACGGCUGCUGGGGUGAGACUGGGGUGCAAGGGGGAAAUUAAACCCCAAGGAGAAGUGAGUGGGGUUUUUUUCGGGGGGGAGGGAUUACCUUUUAAGCAAGUUGUAAAGAGAACGGGCAGGUGCUUUUUAAACAGGGAUUAUCUGACUGGGGGAAACUCCGUUAAUUGCAUUCCUAUUUGACGCUUAUGCCCUACUUUGCUCUAGGCUGCGUGCAUGUGGAUCUGCUCCUUAAUCCUCGGAAAACCGCCCUGCAAGGUAGGCGAGGUGUUGCUGGUCGCCCAGGGAGCGUCAUGGCCAUUGCACGGAUUUGAACCCGUGUCCGGCCCUCCAGCCACUUGUCAGCUGCGCUUGAUGGCACAAUCGAAGGGUUUCUCUCUGAGUCGCUGCUGUUGUAAGAAAGGCAGAGUCCAGCCUUCUUUUCUCCUUAUGCCACCCUCUGGCCCAAGAAAGUAUUAUUAUUAUUAUUAAACGAUCCUUUCUUUAGAUUAUUCUUCGAUGCGACGGCUGGGCUCCGUUCCGCUUGGGAAAUGUUUUAUAUUAUGUGAAAUGCAUAGGAAGGGAAGCCGCCCAUAGCAGAACAGUGCAAUGGCACAUUUACCGGUAUAUCCUCAGGCAAACUGUUUUGAGGAAGGAGAGAGUUUGUUGAAAAAAUAAAGUCCUAAAGCAUUCGAUGGAGUUGUACUCCCAGCCACUUAUCAAUAAAGAAAUAAGAUUUAUAUUGCAAGGUGUAUAUUGUAAACUGCCAGGGGAUCUUUAUUUAGGAUUUUACCCCUAUACUGCCACGGGGGCCGGAUUAAAUCGACCGUCAGGCCGGAUUAGGUCCCCAAAGCAGACUUGGACAUGUCUGACCCACGAGGUCACUAAGAGAAAAGUGAGGCAGUGGAUGUAUAAAUGUCUAUCUGGCUUUGAACAGACGGUACCACUGAAUCAAGUUCCCAAAUUUUGCUGAAUUGAUUAAACUAAAUACACAGUUCCAACUGGGUUUUGAAUAAAAGUGCAAUUAAUUGCUACUGCCUUGAAUUUUAUUGGGUUAUUAUCUUCCUUAGCGGGUUGUGCAGGAUGCUGUUGUGGAUUAAAAAAAAAAAUUUAGUAGGGUAGGGGGAUGAGUUUGGGAACCCUUGCUCUUUGAUGUUCCACAUUCACCUUGACUCCUCUGCUGCCGUGACCUCACUUGUGUCCCCCACCCCAAAAUAUCCUCUGUCUCUUUUCGUGCUGCUUCCCUGAGCACUGAGGUGACCAGGGGACCAGCAACAAUCUGGUUUUCCUUGCAGCCCAGCAAUCUUUCACAAUAUGGUGCCCAAUUUUGGAUCUUCUCAAUUACUGGUCUUCUCAAUUUUGUGCCUCCUCGACUCAGCACCCUCUGCGGGGGAACCGCCCUAAACCUGGCGCUGCCUGCUUCAUUUAUCCUACCCAAUAGCUAGUAUUGUAUUCAAAUUAACUCUGCCCAGUUUCCGCUUAUGAAUUAAAUACUGUGGGCGCCAUAUUGCCCCUCCCCAUUCAUAGAAACAUAUGCGUUCCAUUUUCAAGCACUCCAUGGAGCUACGCAAGCUUUCUCCAUGUGAGAGGAUAGACUGAGAUGAAGGGGCCUGGUAUGCAAUAAGGCAUCCCUAUAAAAUAGUCACAGAUUUGGUAUCUUCUAUGGUAACCCAUAGACGCGGGUGGCGCUGUGGGUUAAACCACAGAGCCUAGGGCUUGCCGAUCAGAAGGUCGGCGGUUCAAAUCCCCGCAACGGGGUGAGCUCCCGUUGCUCGGUCCCUGCUCCUGCCAACCUAGCAGUUCAAAAGCACGUCAAAGUGCAAGUAGAUAAAUACAUACCGCUCCGGCGGGAAGGUAAACGGUGUUUCCGUGCACUGCUCUGGUUUGCCAGAAGCGGCUUAGUCAUGCUGGCCACAUGACCUGGAAGCUGUACACCGGCUCCCUCGGCCAAUAAAGUGAAAUGAGCGCCACAACCCCAGAGUCAGCCACAACUGGACCUAAUGGUCAGGGGUCCCUUUACCUUUUAUGAUAACCAUGGUCUUGCAAAUCCCUGGAAGAAUUAGACAAGCAGAUCUAUGGAUAAGGUGUUGUAUGAUUAGAUUGAGGGACAUGUUUGGUUCUGCAAACAAAUUUCUUCCUCCAAACUUUUCCCCACAGUCCAAGUAACUUCUCUGUAACAGGAAUAUAAUUCACCUAGUGUAUUGAGAGCGGUUAAAAUAAUGUUCCUUCUAUAGUGGAGCUGAGGAACCUCAGGCCUGGCGGCCCCCAACACCUCUCCAUUUGGCCCUUGGAACUCCCUAGGCAACACCCCCUCACUGCUCUCCUUUAAUGCUUUUGUCUUGUUAGACUGUAUCUUUGACCUGUGAUAUUAUUUCCUGGGUUGCUGGUAUCAAUAUUUGUAUUAUUGUUCUGUCUGUCUAGGUUUGAAAUACCAUGUGAAGUGUUCAUGCAUUUGUGUAGUUUAUUACAACAAAAUUAGAAAGUAAACGUAGCUGGGAUAGCUCAGUCAGCAGAGCGUGAGACUCUUAAUCUGAAGGUCACGGGUUCGAGCCCCACAUGGGGCAAAAGUUUUCUGCAUUGCAGGGGGUUGGACUAGAUGACCCUAGUGGUCCCUUCUAUGAUACCUUCUUCAGGGGAAAAUCUGGAAUUUUUUUCAGGUAGGUUAGGAAUGAGUAUCUUUCAUCUUUUCUCACUUCCUUCCUUGCAGUUAGCAUGGCGUCCGGUUCAGAAAAUCCUCUCUCUAGCUACGAGACAGACGACAGCCAAACCUCAAAGCUGAUCAGAAAGUCCCGGGAGUCUCCAUUCGUCCCAAUUGGUAAGUUGCUCUGACACAGAAACAUUUCACCAUCGCCCUCCUUUUGUGAUCUAGGGAAGAAACGCAAUUCCCCUCUUAGGCAAUGGGUAUAAACAAAGUCUUGGACAGUCAGCAAAUUCCCUUGAGAUGUUGCUUCGUUGUUGUACCCAGUACAGUAGAACUGAAUUGAAGUUUGAAUUGAAUUGAAAUACUUUAUUGUCACUUGUACAACUUGUAUACAGUGAGAUUACACCAGCACCCCCCACUCAGCUCUCUUACUCUUAAUUCCCCUUGUUUACUGACGCACAGCCACCAAACCCGAAAGUCAGUUGCCCUGUUGUUAUCUUUUCAUUCAGCAGCCUAACAGCCCACGGAUAGAAGCUGUUCUUUACCCUGUUGGUGCGACUAAUCAUGCUUCUAUAUCUUCUGCCCAAGGGCAGGAGAUCAAGAAAGUGCCGGCCAGGGUGUGAAUCAUCCCUGAGAAUUUUCCUCACUCUCCUGGGGCAAUGUUCUUCCUCAGAUUCAUGGGACAGCCCAUAAUAUCUUGUGCUGUAUUCACCACCCUCUGUAGGCACUUCCUAUCAGCUGGUGUCCAUCCAGCGUACCAGACCGUGAUGCAGUAGGAAAGGACACUUUCUAUUGUGGACCAGUAGAAGGAGAUCAUCAGAUGUUGAUUGACAUCAUUCUUCCGCAAUACUCUGACCAGACUUUUUGAAGACAUAUGAAGGCAGCCCUGUUAUGGGAAGUUUUUAAUGUUUGAUGCAUUACUGUAUUUUAAUAUUCCAUUGGAAGCCACCCAGAGUAGCUGGGGAAGCCCAGCCAGAUGGGCGGGUUAUCAAUUAUCAUCAUCAUCAUCUAAUGUACCACCAUGUGGUGGAAAUGUAAAAAGGAAAGAAAAUUUUGGGAAAUUAUUUCUAAUGAGUUUAAAAAACAAGUUCAGCUUAACUUUUAUCUAAAGCCCGCAAGCCUUUCUUUUAGGCAUCAUUGAUGCAGAUAUUCUGAAGGAACUGAGAAAGGUAUUCAUGUAUGCAAUUACUGCUGCGAGAAUGUUAAUAGCUAAAUGGUGGAAAGGAGAUAAAUACCAACUGAAAUGGAGGGGCAGGAGAAAUUAUUUGAAUAUGUAGAAGUGGCAAAGAUGACAGGAAAAAUUAGGAAGCAGGCAAACCAAAAGUUCAACAAAGAAUGGGAUUUAUUUAGCCUAUAUUUAAAAGAACAUUGUUCUCAUAUGAAAUCUUUGACAUGCUUUGAUUAACUUCGGCAAUGUAAUACGCUUCAAAGGUUUAUGGUAAGUCAAAUGAUAAACAAAUAUGCAGUCAACAAGUAAACAAAGGACCCAUACUGAGGGUGAUGGAAGUCUCAACAUAUGGAGGAACUUUAUUUUACAGUCACACCUCAUGUUACGUCCGCUUCAUGUUACGUUAUUUCAGGUUACGUCCCAUGGCAACCCGGAAGUACCGGAAAGGGUUACUUCCGGGUUUCGCCACUCGCGCAUGCGCAGAUGCGCAAAAUGACAUCACACGCAUGUGCAGAAGUGACGAAUCGCAACCUGUGUGUGCGCAGACGCGCCACUGCGGGUUGCGCUCUUUUCAUGUUUCAAACAGGCCUCUGGAACGGAUCUCGUUCGCAGCCAGAGGUACCACUGUAUAUGUAACAUUUUCUUUGUAACUGAUGUGAUCUCUUUUUUCUUUCUUUUUUUUGUGGUGAAGGGACCUAAUAUUUUAAAAAAAUCAGUAAAGAUUAAAUUGCAAAAAAGAGAAAAGAAUCUAGCGUUUCCCUCCAACUCUACAAUUGAAACGGAGGCGUUUGAAAAGCACUUUGUGACGGCGUGUGACGCUUGAGGGUUUUCAGAUGUUCAGUGCAAGCAACUUCCACGAACCUUAGCAAAGUUUUGCAUCCCAGGCGCGGCUAGUUCCCUGUCUCUUUCUUUCUCUCUCACACACUUUUAUCAAGAGUUCUGUUGAGGGUGUUGCCAUGGCUGGCAAACAAGGGAUUCAAAAACCUACAGUGCGCUUCUCACCCUCUCUUCCCCUUUUCCAGGCAUUUCGGGUUUUGCAGCCGUGGUGGCCUACGGGCUGUACAAGCUGAAGCACAGAGGGGACACCAAAAUGUCCGUCCACCUGAUUCAUAUGCGUGUCGCAGCGCAGGGCUUCGUUGUGGGGGCCAUGACCUGCGGUACGUACUGAAACGGGAGACUCCUGUGGCUUGAUCUGCUAGGCGGCAAAUAGCCUUUCCCUGAAAACCUUUGUUUCAGCUUCCCAAGGGACCGGAGAGGGUGGGUUGAUCUGGGCUGCUCUUGUGCUGUGCAGACUGUUUCCUGUGAUCUGAGUGGCAAGAGCCUUCUAUCAGGUGGAGGAUCAACGUUCAAAGUUGGAGUCAACUCUCCAUUAGCAAAAACAUGAUAUUCACAGACUUGGCUGUUGGUUCUAAUGAGCACAGCAGGUCACCCUUGGUAGGUCUGGCCCCAUGAAUCGGCUGCUGAGACUGAAAGUCUCUGCCUUCCCACAGCCAUCUACCGUAUUUCUCGCUCUAUAAGACGCACCAGACCAUAAGACACACCUAGUUUUUGGAGGAGGAAAACAAGAAAAAAAUAUUCUGAAUCCCAGAAGCCAGAACAGCCAGCGGGAUCGCUGCACAGCAAUCCCUCUUGCUGUUCUGGCUUCUGGGAUAGCUGCGCAGCCUGCAUUCGCUCCAUAAGACGCACACACAUUUCCCCUUUAUAGGAGGGAAAAGGUGUGUCUUAUAGAGCGAAAAACACAGUAAGUUCCCUCCCCUUCAGGGCUUUUCCCAAGCAAUCAGAGACUAUGCCUCUGUGCAGCCAAGCUCUUCUCUGCCCUUUUCAUGCCACUUCUGAUUCUGGGAGUCAGAGGGGGGUGGAGCUUGUUGCAGCAGGAGGUGGAAACACCCAUGACUCUUCACAAGCCUGACUCAUCUCUGCCUCUUGGCCUCCCUCCUCUCCUGCUUCCGUCUCUGCCUCUGAUUUUGGAUUUCUCUCUACCACAAAUUCCCCCUGCUCACUAAGCCCCAUUCCCUCUUCAGCUUGCAACACCUCCUCCUCCAGUCCCAGUCUUCUCCCUCUGCUCCCUCUGACCACUCAUCACUGCCCCACCAUGACUCCCCGAGCUCUGAGCCUUCUUCCCAUGAUGGUUCCCAAGCUGCUUCCUCUGCACCAUAGCUGUCAACCGUCCCUUAUUUGGUGGGAACCUCCCUUAUCCCAGCGCCGUGUCCUGCUGCUGUCCCUUAUUGAUGAUGUCCCUUAAAUUUCCUGGGUUUCAAAGGAAGCAGCUCCUCUCCCUCCCUGCCUGCCGGCCAGGGAGAAGGGAGACUCCAACUGUGUUGCUUGGCUGCCCGGCCCACCCCCCUCUGGCCUCCUCUCACCAGCCUUGGCCCCCGGGAGCCCCUCCCCACUGGGACUGGCGGGAGCCUCGGGCCCUUCCACCGCCAUCCUCCUCACAGCCACCGAACUGAGCAUCUCUGCCUGGGGCCUCCACUCUGCCCUACGCCGCCGCUCCCGCUAGGCCGUACUGUGGCUGCACCGCCGAAGGACCCGGAUGAGAUGGGCAGCCUGGCGUGGCCUAUGAAUUGCUGAGGAGCCUUGAGAGGAGAGUGAGGGCAACCACAGAGAACCAUAGAGAGAGGAGGAGGAGGAGGAGGAGGAGGAGGAGGAGGCGCGGGCAGGUGUUCCAAGGGCUAACCAUAGAGGGGGAAAGUGGAGGAAGGACCACAAGCGCUUCUCCCAUAGAUUUGUAGUGGUAGACUAGCAUAGAUGGUCUGAUCUGUGGGUUUAAUUCGGGCGCUAUUCCUCCCCCUUCCUCCCGCCCCGCCUGAUGGAACUGAGAGCUGCAGAUGGAGCACGAGAGAAAAGAUACAGAACUGCAGCAGCAUCUUCGUAGCUUGGACUUCGUUUUGCGUGAAAAGUGGUUGCUGCUUGUAGUUCUUUAAUUGCAGUGUUUCAUCAGCUGGUGUCUUGAGCAGCAACCUCUGGAAAUGAAGGGCUAAAAACCGGCGCUGCUCUCCAAAAUUACCUGGUCCCUUUUAACUUCGCAUUUCAGCUGGUUGACUAAAAUCCCUUAUUUUGGCUGCUGAUCCCUUAUUUUCAAGGCAGCUGGUCCCUUAUUUUCAAAUCUGUAAGUUGACAGCUAUGCUCUGCGCCUAUUACACUGAAAUAGAAACAGACAAACUGAUCCCUGGCAAAGUGUUCUGGACCUUCCCCCCCCCCCCCGGCCGCCCUGAUUUUACCUUACAAGAUGCAUGUCCCACAUAGUAAGAAUACGCAACAGAUCACACUGUUAAAUCUGACUUCCUUGGUAGGUUGUGAUAACCACUGUUUGGAAUAGGUCUUCCAGCAAGGAUGUAGUUUUUGUUGCCGUCUCUUUCCCCAGUCAAAGAAAGACGGCUUUGAAUUCAAACCCUCCUAUCUAACAUGCCUUUCUCUCUCCCCCCCAGGCAUCAUUUAUUCCAUGUAUCAAGAAUACUGGGUGAAGCCCAAGCCCUAG
This is a messenger RNA of Podarcis lilfordi (Lilford's wall lizard), 27392 nucleotides long. The record is from the annotation of a GenBank genome assembly. NCBI's taxonomy places the organism in Eukaryota, Metazoa, Chordata, Lepidosauria, Squamata, Lacertidae.